AUGCCUGGUUUGGGCAAGAUGGGAGAGACUAAUUUGGCUCCUUCUCAAACCCAAUCAGGGUGGUUGGCCCCAUCCUCUCGAACACACACUCCUGCCCCUGCGGCUGUGCCACCUCAUGUAUAUUCCCCUAUGUCCUUUGACCAUAUGUCUGAUCAAGAAUUAUUAAACAUGGUUGCCCAAAAUAUGAUUGUUCUAAAAAAGAGUUCUCACAACUACAAGGAACACCGCGAUCAGUCACGUAAUCAACAUAUUUUUUAUUCAAACCAAAUCCAAGGGGCGGCGGCAUCCAUCCAGGCUGUGCAAGAUCAGCUUCUUCAUCAAUCUUCCUCUUGCUCCACAGCCCCACUUCCACCACCCCCACCUUCUGGCACUGCCACCACUAUCAAUCCCCCACCUACGUCUUCUAAUUCCGAUUUGAAAUUUGCCAAGCCAAACAAGUUUAGUGGCAAGAAAGAAGACGCCCUCAAUUUUAUCAUUGCCUGCCAGGCUUACAUAAGGGCAAAGGGAGCAAACCGGUCCCAGGAAGAAAAAAUUUUGUGGGUAACAUUGUAUUUUGAAGGAGCAGCAGAAGAUUGGGUACGCCCCUACAAGGAAAGGAAGGUGUUCAGGGGAGAAGCGGUCCCCUUAUUGGAAAACAUCAAUACAUUUUGGGCUGAAUUCACUAAACAUUAUGUGGACACUAAUUGCAACAAGAAGUAUCGCCAAAAAUGGAAUAACUUGCGGCAGAAGGCUUCAGUCCAGGAAUACACUCGGGAAUUCCAACAAUAUUCUGUGUCCUUGGGUUAUAGUGAUGAAACCUUGCGCAAUAAGUACUAUGACGGCCUUAAAAAUGAAAUCAAAGAUAUUAUGUUGUCAACUAUGUUCCAAUGGCGUUGUGCUACAGCCCAACAGGUCUAUGACAAGGCAGAAGAAAUUGCUAACCACAUUGAAUCUACGCGCCUAUCCAACCCCUCUGUCUCCACUGUUCGUGCUACUACUGCUGUCUCCACUUCCACUCCCAACCCCACUCCCGCUCACACUCGUCUCAACGUUGGGGACAAUGUCUACAUGAUUGAUCCCACUACUUGCCGCGCCAAGAAAGGCGCCAUCACCUCAAUUGUACGCACCACUUCUGGCAAUAUGCCCAACGUCAGGUGGAAUGGGGAAACCAAGGACACAAUGAUCCCAUUCCCAUCUCUCAAAAAAGACAAACGUCCUGCUGCUGCUGCACCUGUUAGGCCCACUAUUGCUCCCACUCCUGUCUUGGCCUCAAGUUCUAAAGGCCCAGGCCCCAUGGAUCUUGACGGGAGGGGUUUUGCAAACCUUAUCUGCCAUAUAUGCGGCGGUAAAGGCCACUUUGCACGAAAUUGCCCUUCUAAGCCCAUGUCUGGACAUGUGGCCAAUGUUGAAUGGUCUUGGGAAAGGCCUAAAGAAGAAAGUUGUAUUGAAGUAAUUUCUGAUGAGGAAGAGUUGGGAAAAGGAAAAGCCAAGGCCAACUAA
Rhizoctonia solani is the source of this 1479-nucleotide messenger RNA. RefSeq names its product Retrotransposon gag protein. The transcript has 2 exons. Bases 1 to 1479 code for a protein of 492 amino acids. NCBI's taxonomy places the organism in Eukaryota, Fungi, Basidiomycota, Agaricomycetes, Cantharellales, Ceratobasidiaceae. Gene Ontology annotation, molecular function: zinc ion binding; nucleic acid binding. The record is from RefSeq and is a predicted model, not a curated record.